UUUCAUUAAUUCAAGUCAACCUUGCCAUGGCUUGUAUACUUGGUGUGUUUGAUAAAUUUAUUUUUCAUGUGUUUUCUUAUUUCAUUGGGAUUGAGCUACUAGAGAGCAGGAAUAAAUCAAAAGAUGGGAAGACUGUAGGGUAUUAUCCCAAAGGAAAUAUUUUCAAUGACCUAUAGAAUGAUCUCUUUAACACUGCUGUUGAGAAGGAUUUCCAGCCUCUUCUGACCUUUCCUUGUUUCCUACAAUGAAAAGUUUUACAGCCAAGCAUGGGUCAAUUAUUAGGCUAUAGAUCUCCAUUUUUGAAGUGCUCUUUGCCGGAUGCUUGCAUUACCAUAUUCUUCAAAGCAAUGAAGUAUCCAUCCUUAAUAUUCUUUCUCUGUGAAAUUUCAAAUACUUAUAAAUAGAUUAGAAGAUAUGAGACUUAUAAUUCUCUAGCUAGCCAUUUCACAUGGACCACAGAUCACUGUCUUGCAUUAAACUCAUCUUGUUCACAUUGAAGUAUGGUUUUUAGGAAGGCACUUUCUCAGCUGAGGAUAUUUAAGUCCAGACACAACAGUCUUCAGGGAACUCUUGCAGUGGGUAAUAAUCCUCUUUACCAGAACCUUGUCAUUAUUUGUAGUCUGAGUUUGCUAGGCUUUGAAUUCCAGCACUGAAUUUAUUACCAACUUUAUCUGGGUCUAUAUAGGCAUUUAUCUAAAGCACUUCAGAGUCAAGAGAUAUUUGGUCAUGUUUGUGGAAGCUACAGUAGUUUUUUAUCUGUAGGCUAUGAAGUCACACUUGUUUAAAAAGAAACAAACAAUUGAUUUAAAAAUAGAAUUAAUUCAAAUAGUCUAUAAAAGAGCAUUUAGUGUCAAAUGCCAUUUGGUAAGAAGUUCCAAAACUAAGGAUGGUCUGACUGCUUGGUGAUAAACCUCAGGGUCUGUUUUAGAACUGGUCUUGGGUCAUAAGCUGGUAAUAAUCACUGUCUCCUAGUGCUGGGUACUGUGAUCUGUGUUUGCUUAGUUUCAUGGGGAUGCAUGGCUAUUCCUCCAAAAUAAAACUGCUGGGCUGGGUGGAAUUCCCUCGGAGCAGCUGUCAGUUGCAUCAUGAAGAGGCCAGUUUAAAUAAUUCAUUCCCUUUCACAAAUUUGUUUCCAUCUUUCCUGGAUUUGGUUGAGAUUGUAAUCAUCUGCCAAGAAAAAAGCUAGAAAGUUUAAUUAAAUAUAUUUUAACACCCUGCCCUUUGCAAAUGAGAAUUGUUGAGAAGUGCUAACAGUCUCUAAUUUAGGAUUUUAGAAUUAGGUUUGAAUAUUAAAGUCUACUUUUACAUAAAUAGUACUAUGACUUCUGAAUUAACAAAGGUCAAUAGGAGAUCACCAAAUAUGAUGGACUUGCUGCUGGUUGUAACUGAUGCCUUGCUUGAUUAAUUUGCCAUAAACAAUUAUAGGAAUUGGAAUUUUAAAAAUGUAAAAUGUUUUAAUCCAGCAGGAUCAUAUAUAGAAUCUCUGGUCAUACAGAGAAUCUGGAAUAAGCCAUAGCAGAGACGUGCCUGUCCAUUCAUCUUUAUGAUGGGUUUGGAAACCCUAUAAUUGCAGUAAAAUAUUAUUUAUAAUAGGGCAUGACAUGAAGUUCCAUCUAUAGACCGACUCUGCCUGCCAGGAUGCUUUUUUUCUCCUGGACUACUGCCUUUUCCUUGAGGCAAGAGCGUGUGGUUGCUCAGGCAGUGCUUAUUUCCUCAUUAGUAGAAUAUUUUUGAGUCUUGUGAGGCGUUUGCCUCUCCAAGUGCAAUGCUGCCAUCUCCCUGUGCAGGGGGAGCACGAAGCCUGGCGUGUUUCUGAGCACUCCUGGUGCGAUGCAUUACUCUUGACUGGAGCUUCACUGAUGCCACCGUCACUGCCAUCGUCACUGAUGCCCCAGCGUGAGGUACAGGGCAGCCAGCAGAGGAGAGGAUGUUCCCUAGCUAGGAUCCAUCUGCAUGGCCUGCUAGGCUUAGGACUGUACCAACUAAUAAGUAGUAUAGGAUUACAUCUUCAAGGCUGGAGUGCGUGGAACUUCCCUGUAUAUCACCUUCCUGUCAUCACAGCUGGAGAAAGAAUACUAAACUAGUUGUCUUAAUAGUACACUAGAUAUUCUCAUGUGACUUCUUGAAAUCUCAUUUGAACAGUAGUUGGUGGUUUGUGAUUCUCUAGUCGUCCUGUAUUCUGAUGUUAUGGUUUUCUGAGGUGUUUCUGGAAGUAUUUAAUGCAUGGAGUGCACAAAAUCCCAGAGAAAUCAUGGUAAUUACUAUCUGUUAUUUAUUUAAUGGGUUGUGUGUUCUGGUGUCCUGAUUAUGAACUAUCUACAUUUUAUGUAGUAGUAACAUAUGAGUUUUUACUGUAACACUGAACUGGAGGAAAAGCCUAAUUAGUAGACCGAAAGAAACAAAAUACACGUUUCCUUUUUCUACUUCCUUAGUGGAAUACGGCUGGGAAUACAUGGUACUGAAGGGCAGGCUGCUCUGCCACCGUAUGGAGAGAAAAUGAACUACUGUUUGCUGUCCUGACAGUGGGCUUGCACUUAUUUUUUCCAUCUCAGUACACAAAGUAGUAAAGAGAAGCCCUUAAGAAAAGUUAAAGUUACUAUCAAGUUUUGUCACUUUGAUUGUCCUGUGGUUCUUGCAAGAAAGGAAGAUCAGUCACAUCUACCAGCAGUAAACUGUUUUAAUAUAAGCUGAUCUUAUUGGAUUGAGAGCACUUCUAGAGAAGAAGCAGAGGAAGAAACGUCUCGAUCCAUUGAUGGUACAGCCAAAUCCUGAGGCCAAACUGCGUAGGUCAAAGCCUAAAGGGUGUGAGGAGCAGACUCCUUUAGUAGAAACUCCUACUCCUGUCCACAGUGAUGUUGUUUUACAUGGUAUUGAUGGACCAGCUGCUUUCCUGAAAUCAGAAGUGCAGGAGUUGAAGACCAAGCUCCAAACUCUAUCUGUUGGAUCUACUAAACCAGAAGAUAGUGCAGAUAAGGAAAAUGAUGGAGAGGCUGUGACAGACACAGCAAGCAAGCCAGAUCUGCAAGAAAUACUACAGAAACGAGGAAUUUCAGGCAGUUUGAAUUUUGAUGAGGAGGACACAGAAGAGGAAGAAGUUAGUAAGAGACCAGUAUCUCAUUCACCAUGCCCUGAAUCUGAGAGGCCUAGUUCUGCAUCCAGUGAGAAGUCUUUUGCAGAAACAGGUGCUUCCUGUAGUCCAUCCCCUCAGGCAGAUGCACAGCUGGGAGAAGUAGAGAACUUGGAGGAUUUUGCAUUGCGCCCUGCACCCCGUGGAAUUAGUGUAAAGUGUCGAAUCACUAGAGAUAAAAAGGGAAUGGACCGGGGACUCUUCCCUACUUACUACAUGCAUCUGGAAAGGGAUGACAACAAAAAGACAUUCCUUCUUGCAGGGAGAAAAAGAAAGAAGAGCAAAACAUCCAAUUACCUCAUAUCAGUUGACCCAACUGAUUUAUCUCGGAAAGGGGAAAGUUUCAUUGGAAAACUCAGGUCAAACCUCAUGGGAACCAAAUUUACAGUGUAUGACCAUGGUGUUAACCCAGUCAAGGCACAAAGUCUAGUGGAAAAGGCUCAUACAAGACAGGAGCUCGCAGCUAUUUGUUAUGAAACUAAUAUCUUAGGAUUUAAGGGUCCCAGAAAAAUGUCUGUGAUCAUUCCAGGAAUGAACAUGAAUCAUAAGCGAAUUCCAAUCCGUCCACGAAAUGAGCAUGAGGGUCUGCUGUCAAAAUGGCAAAACAAAAACUUAGAGAAUCUCAUUGAAUUGCACAACAAGGCUCCAGUCUGGAAUGAUGACACUCAAUCCUAUGUUUUGAACUUCCAUGGGAGGGUCACUCAGGCCUCAGUGAAGAACUUCCAGAUUGUCCAUGACAAUGACCCUGACUACAUCGUGAUGCAGUUUGGUCGUGUAGCAGAAGAUGUGUUCACUCUGGACUAUAAUUACCCCCUCUGUGCUCUUCAGGCCUUUGCUAUUGGACUCUCCAGCUUUGAUAGUAAAUUGGUCUGUGAAUGAGGGACAACAGACAUGAAACAUGGAACUCACUCCCACCCGUACAUCUUGCAAGAGUUUCAGAUGUAGCAAUGAAGAGCAUAUUGGAAGGGAAAUGGAGGAUACAUUUCUGCAGGCUUAUUAGAAAACCAAUUCCAGCCUUCAGAGCAUUGUGGGAGUUGACAGCAGACCACCUUGGGAGCAGCCUCUGUAUGGCUUGUGGAAGAACAAGAACUCUAGGUGAUGUUUCUGUCAUUGAUGUUGAUUCUGCUUUUAGAAUCCUUGUUUACAGAUGGUGCAUGAGAGUGGGCUAAGCCCACUUACUGGAACUCCUUGCAGCUAGGAUUAGAAAACUAAUGGCUAAAUGUUCAUUUACCUUGAAGCUUCCACAAAGCUUGGGAGAUGAUGCUACUCAAGAGGUCCUAAUCAGAUGAAUUCAGAGUAAAAGAGAACAGCUGGAAUAAGACAUUGGGUGUAAUACACUAAUGGACUUUUACUCUGUGGAAUGAUCAUCUGCUAAGAUUGAUACUCCAUUUCCCUUUCAGUAUUCUAAUUUCUCUCUAUUCCUUGACAGUCUUUUACCAAAUGAAGAACAAUCAAAUCUCAAACAGUCCCUUUUCAGUGGGUGAUAUUAUAUUCAUUGCUACUUCUGUUACUUCUAAUCAUGUGAAAAAUGAGACUGAAUAGAUGAUAGAAUCUGGCUGAAUUUGGCAGAAGUUAGUAUUGUAACAAUAUACAGUACUGCUUCUGAAAAGCAGUGCUCGGAUUGGUUGAAUCUAGACUGUAAACUGAUGAUAAAUAUUUUUUAAUUUCGCCAUUGUUGAUGAAAUAUGCUACAUUUUUAGGUAUAAGUUUGUGACCAAUUUUAUUUUUUUUAACGUGAGAUUAUCUCAAGGCAUGAGAUGUUAAAGUAGACUUUGUAUAAAUAAUUUUAACCUGACAAUAAGGAGUUACCUCAAAAAGAGAUUACAGGUAUUUUCAAAGGCAUCAGUAAGUUUAAUGUAAUUGUACCACAAGGCUUUGCAAUGUGUCCUUCCAAUUUUCCGUUUUAAAUACUGGGUGUACAGUAUGGACUGUGUGUCACAGCAUGGAACACUUAAUUCAUGUGGCCUUAACUCACCAGAGUGGAUUGCAGCACGACGUGGCCUGGAGGCCUCAAUGCACUCAUCUUCUGUGUACGGAAACCGAGAACAGUUACUGUCUUGCCUGCUUCUUGCCUAUUACACAUAUUCAUAAUGGUUUGGAGAAGUCUGUCCCCCUACUGAGACAAGAAUUAGGUGUUCUCCAGCUUUGGAUAUUGUCCUUGUCAGCAGACUAACUCUGUUUCAAGCUGCACAGAGCAGAUAUAUUGCUUUUGGUCUCGGGAGUCUUUGCAGCGGUAGAUAUCACUUGCGCUUUCAAAUUAACAAAACUUUGUGAAGACGUUUUCUGAUAUUGCCAGAAAGAAUAAUGAUUGUAAUCACAAAGUAAAUGCUGUAUUUAACUGUAAAAUAUGAAUUGAGGCUGAGAAAUCCAGCUAUUGUAUCUUUCAGAUGAGCAUUUUUCAGUAGCUGCUGAGAUUUUUUUUUUCUUGAUAUUAUUUUAUCAGAAAAGCAGUCUGUGAAGAGAACUUGAAUGCUGAUGGAUCUGUUUUGUGCCUUCCUACUCAUCAGGCUGAGGAUGAGAGCUGGCAGUGUUUUCCAGCUGUGCUCUCCUGAAGUCUUGGCUGAUGGAUCUGCAUUCCCUUUGCCCAUCCAGGAAAGGAAGUCAGUUUGUGUACCUGUCUGAUUAUUCUUCUGACUAGGAAUACGUGAAAGAAAUUGCCUUAUGUUAUUUUGGGGUGACCUGAAGCUAGGAUGCUAAUUUCUGAUUCAAGAUGAUUUUCUGUGUGCCCAGAAAGCAUCCUUUUACUUAAUUAGCCCUGUCAGCAGCAACUCUUCAAGCUAUUUGUUGACAUCAAAUGAUCCUGUCAUGGCCUCUCGGUUAAAUUGUACUGACAGAUGAACUGAUUCAGUGGUCUUUAUCAGAUACUGUUUUACAUUAGUUGUAUUUAUAACUUUUAUAUCUAAAUGAAAAUAAACUAAUUUAUAUAUUGAAAAGUC
Molecule: messenger RNA, 6063 nt
Organism: Sturnus vulgaris (Common starling)
Lineage: Eukaryota; Metazoa; Chordata; Aves; Passeriformes; Sturnidae
Source: RefSeq, a predicted model, not a curated record